UAGUAUCUUACAGACAGUAGGAAUUCAGUAAAGUAUGACAACAAAAGUGAGGGAAACUCAGAUUUGUCUUGUAGUGUUCAUAGGAUUGCCAGGAAGUGGCAAGACUACGCUUUGUAGAUUACUUCUUGAAUUUCUUAGAACUUCAUGUAAAUCACUGAGUGACAUUUUGCACCACACCAUUUCCAUAUGUUAUGAUGAACUGAUACCAGCUGAUAAAUUCAGAUACCAGGAUGAGAGCAGUCAGUGGAAGCAAGCUCGCAGAGGUAUUGUAAAUUACGUGAAAAGUCUUGUGUUUACUUUGAAAGAUAUUGAAGUACUGAACAUGGUGAACAGUCUUGAAGUGGCUGUUAGAGAAGAACUGUUAAAGGUAGUUCAGAAUGAAAAGAAGACAAGAGUGUAUAUAAUUGUUGAUGAUAAUAUGUAUUACCGUAGUAUGCGAUAUGAAUAUUACCAACUUGCAAAACUUUACAGUUUCAGCUUUUGUCAGAUUUUUGUCCAAUGUAGUGUCAGUGAUGCCCUGAACCGUAAUUCAAGUCGUGAACAGAGCACAGCUGUACCAGAAGAAAUAAUCACAAGAAUGGCUGAAAGACUGGAACCUCCUGAUAGACAAAAUAAUCCAUGGGAGAUAUUUUCACUCACAGUCCCUUCUGAAAAGUGGACUGUUGCAGAGAUAAAGAAGAUUAGUCUCUUUCUGAAUAAUGCUGCUGAACACCCUGUUGUGAUGCCUGAGAGAAACAAUGAAAUGUGCCAAGAGUCAAGAAGAAUAUGCUCAACAAAUGUGAUUCACCGAGUGGACAUAAUGUUACGAAAACUUGUAGGAGACAGGAUGAGGGAAAGAAGUCAGACCAGUGUACAACGUGAUGAUCUCCAAGAACUGUCCAAAGCAUUCACUGACUUAAGACAUCAUAUCCUUGAAGGAAUUAGAACGGGAACAAUUAUAAUUCCAGAAGAUACCUACGAGGCCAUUAACUUAGAUCAAUCAAAUUGUGGACACAGGCUGCAAGAUUUUCUAAAUGGUUUACUUACAAUUAGCUAGUAGAAAAGUCAUUACGUAUUUAAACAUUGUGUUCUUUAGUUUACAAUUUCAUUGUAACUAAAAUUACAAAAUUAUGAAAAAUAUUAUAAGUCUUAUGUACACUGCAAAAAUUUAAAGUAAUAUAGCAUAUGAUCAGUUA
Molecule: messenger RNA, 1175 nt
Organism: Zootermopsis nevadensis
Lineage: Eukaryota; Metazoa; Arthropoda; Insecta; Blattodea; Termopsidae
Gene: Pstk
Product: Phosphoseryl tRNA kinase
Molecular function (GO): kinase activity; tRNA binding
Source: RefSeq, a predicted model, not a curated record